UUCUCACGUUACCCAUCCCCCACUGCCACCAGGGGUCAUUGAUGAAAGGAGCACCAAGGCAAACUCUUGAUAUACAGCAACACAGACAGCAAGUGAUAGAGUAGCCGACUCUUUCUAUUUUUUUAAUGUUCCUGCUACAGCACAUACAAUGCACUUGUUGCUGUUAAAGGGAAUCGAGCAUUUCAAUGGCUGUCCGCGACAGCAAACUUGUGCAACAAGUGACAAGAGACUUUUAUUUUGAAAGACUUAUUGGCAAGUAUCAACAACAGGGCGUGAAACCUGUUUCAAAAGACACAAACUAGAAAAAUAACUGAUUGUCCAACAUUGUGAGGUCAUCAUUCUGGCAUAAAGGAAAAAAAUAGCAAGCUUAAAAGACUACAAUCAGCAGCUAAUAAAUUGUAUCGUUUAGGAAAAAUUGUGGACUUUAGCGAAAAGGCUGCGUUUCCUCCCGGGUUUAGGACGUGAUUGGCGGUCCGCCGAAAGUUGGAAACACACGAACGAAUUUAUUUGUUUACUUGUGCCAGACCCCCAGCUAAACCAGGAUGAAGUUUGGAGCUGCUUGUUUUUAUCUCUCCUGGAUGUCAACAGGGUGCUUUGCACUGCUGGUGUCAGUAGAACAGUCUGUGCGUUACGUGACAAUGUUCGCCUCAGUCACCAUAAGAUGUGAUUAUACAACAUCUGCACAGCAACAAGAUGUUACAGUGAAAUGGAUGUUUAAGUCAUUCUGUAAGGACCCUAUUCUGGACUAUUACUCUGCUGCUUACCAGGCAGCUCUGGGCCUUAGUCAGGACCCAAUGAACGAUUGUCCAGACAGUCAGCGUGUCGUGCGGGUUGUCCUUCAGAAAAGUGGCCAGAAUGAGCCUAUCUUAGGAGGAGAAUACCAGCAGCGAAAGAUCACCAUCCAGGACAGAGCUAACCUAGUAAUUAGUGAAGUGAUGUGGUGGGAUCACGGCGUUUAUUACUGCACUGUUGAAGCCAGAGGAGAUACUAUAGGUGAUCCUGACAAGGAAGUCAGACUGAUUGUUUUGAAUUGGCUAACCAUCAUCUUCAUCAUUCUUGGAGGUGUGCUUCUGUUUUCAUUAAUUGGCAUCUGCGUUUGCCAGUGUUGCCCUCAAGCUUGUUGCUGUUAUCUUCGUUGCCCCUGCUGUCCCACAAAGUGCUGCUGCCCAGAAAAGGCUAUACUGAGGAACAAGCUGAUGAAAGACAUGAAGAAAGGAAUCCUGCCAUUGAUGACAGACAAGCCUGGCUACAUCAAUGGACAUUACUCUUUACCCUCCUCCACCUACCAGCUUAACCCACUGCUACAGCGAGGAUACCCCCAAGCCAGCAGCUAUCCUAUUCAAAUGGCUCCCCUGCCUGACCCAAGGCAGGCAGCUGCAACUAAUAAGGUGGUGGACUAUCUGGAAAAUGAAGUGAAAAACUUAAACAUCCAUCAGUUGCACCAAACCUCAGCUCCAUUUAAUGGCAGCCACCAUCCCAGUAUGCUGUCUUCCCUUAAUGAUGUUGAGGUGCGAGAGGUUGAGAGGAGAGUCAUCCACCUGCCUCCUAUUAUUGAGAGGGUAUCAAACUCUGCCAGAAAUAGUGGCUCAUCAAGACAGAGGAACAACUACCCUGGUCAGCGGGAACCAUCAGACAAUGAGUUUAACAGGAGGAACCAGAGGCCCAGAUCAUUAGAGAGUUCGCAUUCCAGGAGAGACAACUCAAGAGGGCCUUUCCAGGACAGAAGAUGGGGUGAGAGAGAAGUGGCAUCCAGACGAGACACUUAUGAAGGCAGACCAGUAAGCCCAAGAAGGCACCAUCCCUCUCAACAACGAAGUUAUAGUGAUGAAUCAGAUUAUGAAGACAGAAGAGGUUAUUCAGGUUACAGACAGAGAAGAAGACAUUCUGAGGAGGAUCAUUUCCAAGACAGACAGACAGAUCGCCGGAGGCAUUCACCUGAACGAUGGUACAAUAGGAGGGAAAGAGGGCGUUCUCCUCCAGCCCAAAGAGACUCUUGGAGUUCUGAUGAUGAAUAUGACCGUCGGCAAAGCCCUAAAGCACGUCAGUAUGACCAAGUUAAAGAUUCUUUCUUAGAAAAACCUCCUAGCUAUCAUUCAAUCGAAGUACAUCCAGGACAGAGUGAUGCACGGCGGACAGUUAAUGACAGGCAGUCUGAAAGAGGCAGCUCCCGGAGUGGAAGAAGUGUGAUGAUUUAGACCUUUCAUCAGAGUCAGCUUUGUGAACGUAGAAGGCUAAGUAACUGUGCAGUCACAGCUUCAUUCUUCCAGCUGUGUGUAGCAGCAAACAGUUGCACCUUUAUAGAGACUUCUCUUAGUCUGAAACACUGAUUGUGCUAGAAUCCGUGACUAAACUGGAUUUUAGGAAGCUUGUAUACUACCCACCAAUUUCUAUGAAAACAUUUGCAUGUUUUAGGAAUUGACUUAUGACUGGUUUUCUGCCAGUAUCAUACUGUUAUGCAUCUUACAGUACUGAUGUGUGAAUCUCUUGUAGUUUGUUUUGUACACUAAUUGUUGCCAAUUAAUGGUAAUAAAUAUUUUGUAAGAAUGCCAGCAGCCAGAAAUAAGAACAUUGAUUCCUAUCAGGACUCAGGUCAUCACACAAGUGGAUGUCCAACAUAGUGCAUAUUUUUUAUUACAUUUUCAUUAAGACGCUUGAAAGCAUGGAAUUUGGUUGUAACUUGAACUAUUUUUUUAACUGUAGAUAUGUUAUUAAGCAAAAUGGAGGUUACUUUAAAAAUAAGGAUUGGGUACAGCUUGAGAUUAUGGUUAUAGCAGGUUUGUCUUAUUUUAAAGAUUUAAAAAAACAUGACAUAUUAUGUAUAUUUAACUGCAAGUACAUAGAUUAUGAGUAACAAAUAUUGUCACAUAGUUGGGAUAUUUUUAUCCCUGUAACUCAAGGACAGUGUAGUGAACUUAACUGUAAGUUCAGGAUGUAGGAAAGAUAGUUAAAGAUGUUAGUCCUGUUAUUGCCCAUAUAGUCUGUUACUGUGGCAAAAGUUGUUUUUUUGUUGUUUAAGCAGUGUUUCAUCGGGGUCUUCUUUUCUGUUACACAGGGACCAUUUAAGGUAAUAUGUUACUGUUCAAAGCACACAUGAAAUUAAGAACAAAGCAGUGUAUUAAAAGAAGUAUAAAUUAAAAUAUGAACUGAGGCACAUUAUGAUUUACAAAGAAAACAACAUUAUGUGGAAAAUCAGAGAAGUAAGCAAAACGUAAGCAAUGUCUUUUGGCUUUUCCCGGUUAGGGGUCGUCACAGCAGAUUGAUUGGCAGUGGAUUUUUACGGUGCUGAUUUGCCAGCCCAAUGCCCAGCCUUCACAG
Protopterus annectens (West African lungfish) is the source of this 3315-nucleotide messenger RNA. It is a transcript of the gene ILDR1, whose product is annotated as immunoglobulin like domain containing receptor 1. NCBI's taxonomy places the organism in Eukaryota, Metazoa, Chordata, Ceratodontiformes, Protopteridae. Bases 543 to 2195 code for a protein of 550 amino acids. The transcript has 8 exons. Gene Ontology annotation, cellular component: plasma membrane. Gene Ontology annotation, molecular function: high-density lipoprotein particle receptor activity. The record is from RefSeq and is a predicted model, not a curated record.